This is a messenger RNA of Pleurotus ostreatus (oyster mushroom), 1863 nucleotides long. RefSeq lists its product as uncharacterized. The coding region runs from base 1 to 1863 and encodes 620 amino acids. The record is from RefSeq and is a predicted model, not a curated record. The transcript has 10 exons. Lineage: Eukaryota; Fungi; Basidiomycota; Agaricomycetes; Agaricales; Pleurotaceae.
AUGUCCAUUGAAGAGGAGUCUGGGGCCUCACUGCCUGCAGCAUCGAAGACUAAGGCAGAGCACAUCCACGAAAUCGAUGAGACAUUCCUGCAGCUUGAGGCAGCCCUAAAGAGACAGAAUGACCUGACGGGGGACAUGAUAGUGGCAAAGAAUACGAUCAUCGGGAACUUAAGCUCUCUAAUGACAGUGUGUGCUUUCAUCGGCGCCGUGCAGGCGCAAGUCAUCGACUGGACACGAGAGGAGAACAACACCAGCCUCGAGAUCUUCACGAACUUCGUCUCCUUCUUUGGCCUCACGCUGGACAUCCUCGGCGUAGGCACGGGCGUCAUCCGGCAGCUCAUGCUGCAGCACUCCGUCAAACGCAUGGAGACUCAAGCUACGCGUCUUCGCGACAACGCCGAUAGGUUGCAACGGCAAUUCCAUCGCUUGCGAAGCGGCACCGCAUUUCCAGACGAUCUACAAGGGCCUAGGGGGCAGCGAUUUCUUAAGAAUGCGUACACGAUCAAAGAUCAGCUCGCGAAACAGAUAGCACUCUUAGACGACAUGCGAGAGAUCCAGCGGUUUCGGUCCGAUCUAAUCUUCACAGACAGGGUGGACGAUUCGGAGGAUGCGGAGAAGCGCCAUGGCGUUGAGGAUUCGUCUUCGUCUCUGCUAUCCUCGGCUGGACCCAGUUAUGAAGCUCGAAGACGGAGUAGUAUGGGCACUGCUAUGCAGUUCGUCCGAGCGAUGCCGCAUCAGCUGCCCAUGGUGUCAAUGGGAGGGGGGAUAUUCUUUCUUUUAUGUUCUGUGAUUUGGCUGGCAACAUCGACGCAACCCAAGUUGAUAUGGGUCCCGUGUCUAGUGGCCGCCGCAGUCACACUUGUGUGCACAUUGGUGCCUAGUGCUUGGUUCUAUGAGGGAAAUAUGGAGCAACUACUCAACGAAGAGAUUGAGGCAUACGAAGAACAUUUCCAGAAAGUGAAUUCUCAAGGCGUGACCUGUGUACCAGUGUGCCAGAGCCUGCGAAGGGAACCCAAACAAUUGCUAACCUCUACACCAUAUCUUUUGAGGAUCCUCUUGACGCAGCCUGGGCUCAUUUUGCCCAAGCAAUAUUCAUCCGUCAGCCGACGCAAACCAGGCGGCCCGUCUGACAAUCCAGGCUUGAUGACCUGCAAAACCUCGUCACCAGAGUCGCUUGAGGAGUCGUCAUCAGGGGUACAGGAGUCCCUCCACUCCACUCCCAUAGACCCUCCUAUAAUCGAUGCCUCUCUUCGGAAAAUCUCAUCACGAUGUGAGAAGACUGCGCCAGCUCGUCGCCAUGACCAAGCGACAAAUAUGGCUGGUGCCACUGGCUUCGCUCCCAGUCAUACAACGACUGGUACUGGUCCAGGUCCCGCUGCCGCAGGCUACAUGGCGGCGCCGGGGACUGGUGCUGGCGCUGGACCCUUGGCGUCGGGUGUAAACCAAACCCCGUACAACCAUAACAGCUCUAAUAUUCAGCGACGAGAUGGAGGUGUUGGUGCUAGCCAAGGCGUCAACGAUCCUUACUCGUCCGUGACUGGCGCAGGCACAGGUGUCGGGUACGGUUCAGCAGAUAUACCCCCCGCAAGUACCUUGGGCCACGGCAAUGAAAGACACCGAGAUGGCUCUGGCAAGCGUUUCUCAGGCAAGGUCGAGCACGCUGUCGGAUCCAUGCUAGGCAGCAACGCGCUGAAGGCUAAAGGAUUGCAGAAGCAGCACGAAGCAGACUCCAUUAACCUUCAAAGUCAAGAACUGGCUGAAGCAGAGCGCCUGGAAGCUGAGGCUCUUAAACGAAGGGAAAGAGCGGUCGCUCACGGCGCGCACCCGGAUAACCAAAUUUUAGGAGGCGGGACAGGUUAUUAA